AUGCCUCCUGAACAUCUCAGAAAAAUACACUGGCGGUUGAACAGGCUGUGCUCCGCUGGUCCAUGGCGGCGCCGGAUUACUCAUACUCAUUCAGAGAAAGGGAGGGGAGAGAAAGGAAAACUCGUGCAGAGGAAGGGAAGAGAGAGAAAGGAAAUGAGAAAAAGAGGAGAAAAAAUUGUUGAAGGGGAAAGCCUCGUUCGAAUCCUUCGUGACCACGCCAAAUCCGCCGUCGAGGGCCGCCUCCGCGACUCCAAUCUCCGCCGAGGACACAAUCAAGGACAUCGACGCCUGAUGUUUACAAUCAAGGUGGAGGAGGAGAGAAACCAGACGGCGGAGUUAGCGGUGUCGACCGGCUGCGCUCUGGCCUUGAAUGUGCUGAUUAAUAAAGCGUUUAUUUUCAGGGUUAGAGUUCUGAUCACACUUGCGCUUACACACCUUGGGGCGAGGUUUCUUGUAUGGCGCAAUCAUUUCAAGAUGAGUGUGUGA
This is a messenger RNA of Striga asiatica, 486 nucleotides long. NCBI's taxonomy places the organism in Eukaryota, Viridiplantae, Streptophyta, Magnoliopsida, Lamiales, Orobanchaceae. The record is from the annotation of a GenBank genome assembly.